AUGUCUUUAGACCAGGAUAAACAAUUUCAAGAUAUCAAAAGAUUAAAUGCAAAUGAUGAAAAUAAUCUAAUUAAUAGGAGAAAAUCAAUCACCGAGCAAGAUAUUGCUAUGGAUGGUGAAAGAAUUGAUGUGAUUGUUACAUCAACCUCUACCACCACUACCACUACCACUACAACAACAAAAAGUGCUACAACUGCUAUUGAUGAUGAAAAUGCUGCUACCAUUACCACUGCCACCACUACUGUUGAUAAUGAUACGGACCUCAACAAUAUGGAUAACAAUAUUAUUCAGUCUAUGGAAGAUACACAAACAACUAUUUUCUCUAAUAAGGAUUUGAAUGAUUCUUUACCGCGUUAUGUCAAAAUAUUACAAAGAAAAUUAAAAUUUAGAUAUCAUCGUACUGAUGAUGAUUUUAUAUCGUAUUUUGAUGAUGUUGAUUUCGAUAGAAGACCUUCUAUCUUAGAUGGAUCCAUUAAUGAACCAUUCCAUUUAGGAUUUAAAGGUCCUACCUUAGAGAAAGAGAUCAAGAAUAAGGAAAAAACGAGAAGAAAAAAAUUAAGAGCCAUUAGUAAAACAAGUAAUGAGUUACCAGAUUUAACUGAAAGUGAAACUUUUGAGAUUAAUGAUUUUACUCAUUUCCAUACAAACUUUGCUGGACUAUAUGUAGCAUUAUGGAUGUCAAUCGGAUGUGGUCUUGUUAAGGUGUUAUUCAAUUUCUAUUGGACCAAUAAUAAUUCUUUAAUGGAUAUACCAAUCAUCAAUUUUAUGACCACUGAUCUAUUUUUAGUAGGUGCUCUUGAUUUUUCAUUUUAUUUGGCUACGUAUUUCAGUUUUUUUAUACAAUGGCUUUGUAAAAAAGGAAUAAUAAAGUGGCGUCCAUUCGGAAGAACUAUUAUGAUCAUUUUUGAAUUCUUAUUUUUCCUCUCCGGAAUCUUAAUUCCAGAACACAUCUUUGGUUUACAUUGGAUUGCCAAGAUUUUCCUUUUCUUACAUUCCUUAGUAUUAUUAAUGAAGACCCAUUCUUAUACUUUUUACCAUAGCUAUUUAUGGGAUUUAUGGAAGGAAUUACACUAUUCAAAGGGUAAAUUAAAAAAAGUUACGGAGAAAAAUGAAGAAAAGUUAGAUGAUAAAACAAUUGAAAUCCUUGAAAAAUCUCUGAAUUUCUGCAAGUUUGAAUUUAAAUUGCAAUCAGAAGAAUCUAAUGGUGUCAUGGUAAAGUUUCCUGAGACUAUCACAUUCCAUAACUAUUUUAUGUUUACUAUGUUCCCAGUUCUUGUUUAUCAGACCAGGUAUCCACGAACAGAUAGGAUUAGAUGGAAAUAUGUGGCAGAAAAAGUUUGUGCAAUUUUUGGUAUCAUUUUUAUUAUGAUGGUAAAUGCACAAGUAUUUAUGUAUCCAAUUGCAGUGGAAGCUAUUGAGGUUAGAGAUGCUCCAUGGACUUCUUUAUUGGAUCGUUUGCUUAAAUGGGGACAAAUAAUGGUUGAUAUUGUUCCAAGUUUUAUUCUCAUGUAUCUUUUAACAUUUUAUUUGAUUUGGGAUGCAAUAUUAAAUUGUAUUGCAGAAUUGACAAGAUUUGGGGAUCGUUAUUUCUAUGGUGACUGGUGGAAUUGUGUUAAUUGGGGGGAGUUCUCACGUAUUUGGAAUAUUCCAGUUCAUAAAUUUUUGUUAAGGCACGUUUAUCAUAGUUCAAUCUCUGCAUUCCAAUUGACAAGAGGCCAAGCCACUUUUAUGACAUUUUUAUUAAGUGCAAUUUUCCAUGAGUUAGCAAUGUAUGUGAUUUUUAAAAGGCUGAGAUUUUAUUUAUUUUUCUUUCAAAUGUUACAAUUACCGUUAGUUGCUUUGAGUAAUUCCAAAUUAUUAAGAGAUAGACCAAUUAUUGGGAAUGUAUUCUUUUGGAUGGGUAUUUGUUUAGGACCGAGUGUUAUGUGUAGUUUGUACUUGACUAUUUAA
Molecule: messenger RNA, 1950 nt
Organism: Arxiozyma heterogenica
Lineage: Eukaryota; Fungi; Ascomycota; Saccharomycetes; Saccharomycetales; Saccharomycetaceae
Gene: ARE2
Product: sterol acyltransferase
Exons: 1
Coding region: 1-1950 (649 amino acids)
Biological process (GO): ergosterol metabolic process
Cellular component (GO): endoplasmic reticulum membrane
Molecular function (GO): ergosterol O-acyltransferase activity
Source: RefSeq, a predicted model, not a curated record